UUCAGAUACACAGUGUACACAGUUACAUUUAUCGACUUGUUCGCUCGAGCUAUUUGCAACGCUUUCUAUGCAGUAGGACGCUCUCUAUAUUGAAUUGAAAACCGAAACAACGUAAUCAUGUCUCUUUUGGUGGUUUUUAUUCUCUGCUUUGCUGGAAUUCAAGGAUAUGUGCCUGUAGAGCAGCAUUGUUCGUUUUGCAAUGCAACAUGCUCUUUGUGCGCAACAGGGUAUUUUGGACAACGUUGUGAAAAGCCUUGUCACCCCUGCGAAAAAGAUCAGAGAUGUCAUCGGAUGACGGGCGUUUGCUCCGCAGUUAAUCAGGUCAAUAUAACUACUCUUUGGAGCUACAACUGCGCAUCUUGCCAUGGACAAUGUGUUGACUGUCAUCGUGGAUGGCAUGGAGAAACCUGCAGAGAACUCUGUAAGAACUGCUCCAUAGAUGGCUGCAAGAAAAACACGGGUAUUUGCAUAGAUUGCAAGUAUGAUGCCUGGGGAAAGUCCUGUUCAUUACCAUGUCCAGACAAUUGUAUACCUGGUAACACCACCUUUAUUUGUCGCCGAAAGACUGGAAAGUGUAUUGACGGUUGUAAGGACGGCUUCUGGGGUGUCAAGUGUACACAACCCUGUAGCAGUGGGUGUUUGAAUAAAAAAUGUCAGUAUGAUUGUUCCCGUUAUACUGACGGAUGUAAACCAGGACAUUAUGGUGACAUGUGUAAUAUGACUUGCAAUGAUUGGUAUUUGAAUAAAACGUGCCGAUGUGAUUGUUCAAGGUGCACUGACGUUUGCAUCGCUGGAUUUCAUGGCGAUUUGUGUAACAAGACCUGCAGUAAAGGAUGUCUGAAUGAGACUUGUCAUCCUGACGGAACCUGCCUUGAAGGCUGCAAGCAUGCCUUUACUGGGAAAUAUUGUCACCAUUGUGCAGUAAGCUUUUAUGGAAAAAACUGCACAAUGCGGUGUGGUGUUGGAUGUGCUAAUCACAGCUGUAAUGAAGAUGGUACAUGCGUGUGCAUCCCCCAGUAUACUGGAGACAAGUGUACUACUUUUGGAGGUCUUGGAUUGUUGAGGUUUGUGCUUGGCGUGCUGAAUUCGCCUACAGUCAUAAUGAUUGCUACCGUCAUGUGUGUGUUUUUAUGCAGGUAUGCAUACAAGUUUUCAUAUAUUAUAGAGAUUAUUACUAGCUUGUGUGUCGUACUGAUUUUACGAAACGUGUGUCGGGAUUACCCGAGCGAGAGCGGUGGUAAUACAUACAUCCUGACACGAGUUUCUUAAAGUCGGUACACACACACACGAGUGCAAUAAUUUCUUCAUUAUUAUUAUUAUUAUUAUUAAUAAUAAUAAUAAUAAAAAGGUCCGUCUCAAAAAUGUUCAGCCAUAAACAGAAGACAACGAGGAAAUCGCGCCACAUUCCAUAUGCACAUUCUGAACUAGGACUGGGGAAGCAACGUUGUUAUGACAAAAUUACGACAUUACACUUGUUAUUACAUGUGUGCUUCGUAUGAUUUUUAUUAACUCGGUUAUGUUGAACCAUGUGGAUAAUAAAUAUCUAUACUGUGUUUUGUUAUGCGCAGAUGAUUAGAUUGUUAGGUCAUCUGAGCCAAAUGCCCAAAAGGAAAAUAUUAAGGUAGUUAAAAAAAUAUUCUUCUCUACUUCCAAAACACUAUAACCGAAUAGUCUUCCUAUAUGUAAAGGUCAGUAGAUGGUUUAUCAAAUUUGUGUAUGUCAUUAAUGUCGGGUCUCCCGUUUAUCCCCGGGGAGAGGGAAAUUUACCUUUUCUAUAGUUAUAUAGAGAAAUUAAUUUACACUUUUAUUUCUUCGAUUUCUUCUCCAAACCCACUCAACCAAUUUCAACCAAAUUUGGUGGAAAGCUUCCUUGGCACGUGGAG
Gigantopelta aegis is the source of this 1883-nucleotide messenger RNA. RefSeq names its product multiple epidermal growth factor-like domains protein 10. The coding region runs from base 118 to 1269 and encodes 383 amino acids. Gene Ontology annotation, molecular function: scavenger receptor activity. NCBI's taxonomy places the organism in Eukaryota, Metazoa, Mollusca, Gastropoda, Neomphalida, Peltospiridae. The transcript has 4 exons. The record is from RefSeq and is a predicted model, not a curated record.